Molecule: messenger RNA, 2141 nt
Organism: Spirodela intermedia
Lineage: Eukaryota; Viridiplantae; Streptophyta; Magnoliopsida; Alismatales; Araceae
Source: the annotation of a GenBank genome assembly
AUGGUUGUUCGGAUCCGGCUUUCGCGUUUGGGGUGCAGGAAUAGACCGUUCUACAGGGUCAUGGCCGCCGACAGCCGGUCCCCGCGCGACGGGAAGCACCUUGAGAUCCUCGGCUACUACAACCCUCUCCCAGGUGCUACACUCGAUAUUUAUUCUGUGCUUGCCUUCUUCUUAUCCCAUUGAUCUUCCUUUUCUCUCUCUCUUUUUCGUUUAUCCGCAUUGCUUGAUUCUCGGCUUCCUCGCGAUGACUUCACGAAACUGAUCUCCGGUAGUCGAAGGAUUGAUUCCGUUUGUCCCUGAUGCAAUUUCAUUUAUACUUCAUUCGGUUCAUCGUUAGAUAUGCAUCAUUCCGGUUUUUUCGUUCACCUCCCCGGAGGGACCUCGAUUUAGGGUUUUCCUGGUGAAAUCUGAUGGGCGAAUGAGUGGAGUUUGAUCCACUUUGGAAUCUCUGUUGCGCAGGGCAGGAUGGUGGUAAGCGGAUGGGCCUGAACUUCGACAGAGUCAAGUGAGUCAACUUCUUCUCUUUUUUUUUCCUUCUGCAGGUUUUAAUUUGCUGAAAAUGGUCCCUCUGUCGAUGUUUCUUCUUCUGUUGAUCCAUCUUCUUCUUGUUCUUCUUCUACGCUCCAUCUUUUUUGUUUCUAGUAUCACAUUUUCUUCUCUUUGGACAGAUGAUUUUCGUGAUCAUCGACCUGGAAUCAUUUUCUCUGAGUGUACUCAAAGCACUCCAUUUUCUUCAUGGAAAAUGGAUGUCUCGUCGUACACAAAACUUUUCGGAAAAUCCGAGGUCUGAAGGUUAAUAAAAUCGGUGAUGAUCUUGUGGAAAUUAAUUCUCAAAUAACUGGUUGUCUUAGUUAGUUUCUCAACGUUGUUCAUCAAUAUCAUGUCACAAUUUCUAUGGAUCUAGUAACGGGUGGGCCCUACUUAUUACUUAAUGAAUAUAUAUUGUUCCUAGAUGAUUUCUAUGAUUGAUCGUCUGCUCCCCAGACAUCCCCCACGAGCUUGCUGCUAGAUUCUUGUCCAAGAUCUGUUCCAUUUGGCGAUUCUUCCAGCGGGUUCGUGCCAAAUUAUUCACAUCCAUUUCCUGUUCCACAUUAGCUUUGAUUCCAUUUAAGAAAGGUCCUCAAACUGGUAAUCAGAUUCUAUUCAUUUGACGUGCUACCGCCCAGGCUUCCUCAGUUUUACGUCUUAUUCCCUAGAAACCCUGUCUGAAACAUGCUGGAAAGCCCGUGUCUCGCACCAAAACCUCACUAUUUGAUCGUGGCAAAAGUUCAAUGGCACUUGUUCUUGCUUUAUAAAAAUUUCACUGUGUCAUGUGUUCAAUUGAGAUUUGUUAUAAUGAAGGAACUGUGCCCAGAAUUUGUAAGAUCCAAUGAAUGCAUCAUUCGAGUUCGAUCUUCCAUAGCUGGAAUGCUCAAUUGUAUUUGAAGCAUGUUUCAUGUCCAUCGAUGCUGACGAUUGAUUCAGAUACAUUUCUAUUUCUUGCCCCCGGUUGACUGCUCGUUUGGUUCUUCCUUUUUCCCAUUCAGGAUAUGUGGUUUCAGCUAUUUCUUGUAAAAAUCCAUACGGGUUGACUUUUGUGAUCAGGAUCCAUCAGAUGCCAAGAAAAAAAUCUUCUUGCUUGUGGUCGCACUCGUACGGCCUUCUCUUGUCCUCCAAGUAGAGAUAGUGAUGAAGAUAUAGAAGAUGAAAAAUCCGAGAACCUUAAUUCGGCAAAAUGUUCCCUUUUUUGCCAUUAUCUCUUAUUUUUCUCGAUUCCCAAAAUCAUGUGGGAUUCACCCAGAGACAUCCACCUCUGUUCAAUGAAGAGAUUAUCGAAUCAAACAAUUCUGCUAGAACACCUCUCCCUUUAGUUGUCUGUAACCUUUCUUCUCCUGGAACAUCGGUUCAGGUACUGGUUGUCAGUCGGCGCGCAGCCAUCAGAGCCAGUUCAACGCCUCCUCUUCAGAGCUGGGUUGCUGCCACCGCCGCCAAUGCUCGUGUUGGCACGGAAGGGAGGCCCACGCGACACCCGGCAUGUGAACCCCAUGACAGGCAAGUUCUUGAUGACCCAGGAGAAGCUCAAUGCAGCAGCUGCCGACAGGGCCGUUGGCAGCGAAGACGAGGCCCUUGAUGAUGAUGAUGAGGAUGAUGAGGUGAAGUAA